AUGGCCUCUCUCCUUCCACCUCACUUUGACGAACCUAGUUCCACGACACUCAAUCCACACUUGUCGCCAGACAAUUUAUCCGAUAAGGAAAAUCGCCGAGAAACUCAUAAGCGAAAUCACAGUGCGAUGGCUCCCCCACGAUCACAGAACAAGCGACAAAGACUUGUCAAUCGUUCCACAAAUGUGCAAUCUGUUCGAUCGCAGGCAUCAUCACAAAGAAGCAACGAGAGCAGAUGGUAUGAUCCUGACCAAGAUCCCGCGGAACGUCAACGUAUUCGAAGGGAGACUCGUGAGCUGAAUCGCGAAGUAAAUGAUUCCCGCAGCGAGUACAUGCAACCCGGAAACACGGGUCUGAGAGAUGCUCUUGCUCACGCGAAUGACCUGUACGCCCAAGUGAAGCAGACCUCAGACGCCACGAUUGAUUCUCGCCUCUUGGUCAACAUUGCCGAUUUAUCACACAAAAAAACCUCCCAUCUUGCGCUCGGUGCUACCUCAGCCAGUAUCGAUGUCGACGAAUUUGUGUCAAAAUGUAUUUCUUUCAUGCGCCGUGGGCCGAAUAAUACGACAGCCGCACCAAACGGGACUCAGGAUCGCCGGGCUCGCCCAGGUCGAACCCAGCGUGACCCCGAUGCAAGCGAUGAGGAUGAUGUGGGAGACGCGAUGAACUGGGAUUAUUUGGGCCAAGCGGCCUGCUUCCCUAACAACGCUCGGCCAGCCGUCCCAGGCUGGCUGCUGGGCCCACUCUCCGUCCAAAAACGCGUGCGCCAAGUGACUCAGCGCAGAGCAGUUGAGAGAAUUGAUCCCACUCAGGCUGUGCGGCCCCAGGAGCUGCAGCAAGAAGACCUGGGUGGACAAGAGAGCGCCAACCUCACCCAGAUUUGCUCCGAGAUUAACAAGCUGCUUGGUCAGAACCAGAGAGACCGCCUCCGCGCAGCUGCAACGGAACUGGAUAGUACUCCCAAUGUCACCCCGGAUCAAGUGCAGGCCAUCAUGGACAAGCACUGGAUCGCCGACGACGAAGGCAUUCCCUUGUUCCGGUUCUGUAUCAAUCCGAAAUCAUUUGGGCAAAGUGUGGAGAACCUGUUUUACGUUAGCUUCCUAGUUCGUGAUGGAACCGUCGGCGUCUCUACCGACAGUCGCGGAUUGCCUACACUUCACGCGACAGCACCAUAUGCUCCACUCGAGGCACAAAAAAGGGGGAUUCAAAAGCACCAGGCGGUGUUCAGUUUGGACUACGACACUUGGGAUCAAGUUAUUGAGCUGCUUAAUCUCAAGGAGUGUGUAAUUCCCCACCGGGAGCCAACCCAGGAAGAGACCAGCACGAGCUGGUACGGCUAG
Molecule: messenger RNA, 1338 nt
Organism: Penicillium olsonii
Lineage: Eukaryota; Fungi; Ascomycota; Eurotiomycetes; Eurotiales; Aspergillaceae
Source: the annotation of a GenBank genome assembly